Micropterus dolomieu (smallmouth bass) is the source of this 5552-nucleotide messenger RNA. Its product is annotated as triple functional domain protein-like. The record is from RefSeq and is a predicted model, not a curated record. The coding region runs from base 347 to 5503 and encodes 1718 amino acids. Gene Ontology annotation, cellular component: cytoplasm. NCBI's taxonomy places the organism in Eukaryota, Metazoa, Chordata, Actinopteri, Centrarchiformes, Centrarchidae. Gene Ontology annotation, molecular function: protein binding; guanyl-nucleotide exchange factor activity. The transcript is spliced from 38 exons.
CGUGGUUGGUUCGUGGACCUUCCACAAAACACGUUUAGCCAGCGGUGUCCCUGUCUGUUGUUAGUUGUUUCCAAGGUAACGAGGCAUUUGUAAAGGGGCAACCUAGUGCCCCCCCCCCAAAAAAAGACUUGUUUCAAAGAAAGCCAUUAACAGUGGAAAGUAUGGACUAAAAGACGAAUAGAGGACCACCAGCGAAGCACAUUGAAUCAGCUCCAGUUGUGUCACAUCUGUAACGUUACCACAAAAUCGGACCAGGAGUGUUGAUUUUUGGGAUUGCUCUCUUCCAAAAUGUGAAUCCAAACUGGAUGGCCCAGGUCAGACCUCAGGGUUUCAUCGCAAUGAGGAUAUGAAGGCCAUUGAUGUGCUUCCCAUCCUCAAGGAAAAGGUCGCCUUUCUCUCAGGUGGCAGAGACAGACGCGGAGGUCCUGUUCUCACCUUUCCAGCACGGAGCAACCAUGACAGAAUACGACCCGAAGACCUGCGCAGGCUCAUAGCCUACCUGGCUACUAUUCCCAGUGAGGAGGUGGCCAGACAUGGCUUCACAGUCAUUGUGGACAUGCGUGGUUCUAAGUGGGACAGCAUCAAACCUCUGCUGAAGAUCCUCCAGGACUCUUUCCCUUCUUGUAUCCACGUCGCACUCAUCAUCAAGCCAGAUAACUUCUGGCAGAAGCAGAGGACCAACUUCGGCAGCUCCAAGUUUGAAUUUGAGACGGUAAUGGUCUCCUUAGAGGGUUUAUCCAAGAUUGUGGACCCAUCCCAGCUGACAGCUGACUUUGAGGGCAGCUUAGAGUACAACCACGAUGACUGGAUUGAGGUGCGGCUGUCAUUUGAGACCUUUGCCAGUGACGCAGCGCGGGCACUGGCACGCCUCGAGGAACUCCAGGACACCUUGUCCCAGCGUGAUCUCCCGCGGGACCUGGAGGGGGCUCGGAGGCUCAUGGAAGAACAUGCAGCACUGAAGAAAAGGGCCACUAAGGCCUCGGUAGAGGAGCUAGAUUCACAGGGACGAAGGCUGCUACAACGGCUACAGUCACAAACUGCAGGAGGUGGAGGUAGCAGUGAUAGUGGGUACGUUAACCGCACUGGUGGAGCUAGUGGAGAUUCCAACGACCAUCAUCACGGGUUCCAUACACAUGCGGACGCACACAACCUAGUAGCUAAAGUGACGGGUUUGUUGGACAAGCUGCACGGGACUCGCCAAAAUCUCCAACAGCUGUGGCACAUGAGGAAGCUGAAGCUGGACCAGUGUUUCCAGCUGCGUCUGUUCGAACAGGACGCAGAGAAGAUGUUCGACUGGAUCAUGCACAACAAGGGGCUUUUUCUCACCAGUUAUACAGAGAUUGGAGGGAACCACCAACACGCUGUCGAGCUGCAGACCCAGCACAACCACUUUGCUAUGAACUGCAUGAAUGUGUAUGUGAACAUCAAUCGCAUCAUGUCAGUAGGGAACCGGCUCCUGGAGUCAGGCCACUACGCCUCUCAGCAGAUCCAGCAGAUCUCAGGACAGCUGGAGCAGGAGUGGAAGGCCUUUGCUGCAGCACUGGAUGAACGUAGCACCCUGCUGGAGAUGUCUGCCAGCUUCCACCAGAAAGCAGACCAGUACAUGAGUAAAGUGGAGCCGUGGUGUAAAGCAUGCGGUGAAGGAGAGCUGCCCUCUGAACUCCAGGAUCUGGAAGACACAAUCCACCAUCAUCAGGGUCUAUAUGAGCACAUCACCACCGCAUACUCCGAGGUAAGCCAGGAUGGGAAGUCUCUUUUGGACAAACUGCAGCGGCCUUUGACCCCAGGAAGUGCUGAUUCAUUGAUGGCGUCGGCUAACUACUCCAAGGCUGUGCACCAUGUCUUAGACAUCAUCCAUGAGGUGCUGCAUCACCAGAGGCAGCUGGAAAACAUCUGGCAGCAUCGCAAAGUCCGCCUGCACCAACGGCUGCAGCUGUGCGUCUUUCAGCAGGAUGUACAGCAAGUGCUUGACUGGAUAGAAAACCAUGGCGAGGCCUUCCUCAGUAAACACACGGGUGUUGGGAAGUCUUUGCACAGAGCCAGGGCUCUGCAGAAGAGACAUGAAGAUUUUGAAGAGGUUGCACAGAACACCUACACCAAUGCUGACAAGUUGCUAGAAGCAGCAGAGCAGCUGGCACAGACCGGGGAGUGUGACCCAGAGGAAAUUUACCAGGCUGCCCACCAGCUAGAAGAUCGCAUCCAGGACUUUGUGCGACGUGUCGAGCAGCGCAAAGUCCUGCUGGACAUGUCUGUUGCCUUCCACACACACGUCAAAGAGCUUUGGACGUGGUUGGAGGAGCUUCAGAAGGAACUGCUGGAUGAUGUGUAUGCGGAGUCGGUGGAAGCAGUGCAGGACCUGAUCAAGCGUUUCGGCCAGCAGCAGCAGACCACCCUACAGGCUACUGUCAAUGUCAUCAAGGAGGGAGAGGACCUCAUACAACAGCUCAGAGACUCGGCCAUCUCGAGCAACAAGACUCCCCACAACAGCUCCAUGGCCCACAUUGAGAGCGUGCUGCAGCAGUUGGACGAGGCCCAGGGCCAGAUGGAGGAGCUGUUCCAGGAAAGGAAGAUCAAACUGGAGCUCUUCCUUCAGCUCCGCAUCUUUGAGAGGGACGCCAUCGACAUCAUCUCAGACCUGGAGUCAUGGAACGAGGAACUGUCCCAGCAGAUGAGUGACUUUGACACAGAGGACCUGACCCUGGCUGAGCAGAGGCUACAACAUCAUGCAGACAAGGCGCUUACUAUGAAUAACCUCACCUUUGACGUCAUCCACCAGGGACAAGAGUUGCUGCAGUAUGUCACUGAGGUCCAGGCUUCUGGUGUGGAGCUGUUAUGCGACAGGGACGUGGACAUGGCCACGCGGGUUCAGGACCUGCUGGAGUUUCUCCAUGAGAAGCAGCAGGAGUUGGACCUGGCGGCAGAGCAGCACAGGAGACACCUGGAGCAGUGUGUCCAACUAAGGCAUCUACAGGCUGAAGUCAAACAGGUGCUGGGCUGGAUCCGUAAUGGUGAGUCCAUGCUGAACGCUGGUCUGAUCACAGCCAGUUCGUUACAAGAAGCCGAACAGCUGCAGAAGGAACAUGAACAAUUCCAACAUGCAAUAGAGAAAACCCAUCAGAGUGCGCUGCAGGUACAGCAGAAGGCGGAGGCCUUACUCCAGGCAAACCACUACGACAUGGAUAUGAUCAGAGACUGUGCAGAAAAGGUGGCAGACCACUGGCAGCAGCUGAUGCUGAAGAUGGAGGACCGACUUAAGCUGGUUAAUGCUUCUGUAGCCUUCUACAAGACCUCCGAACAGGUGUGCAGUGUGUUAGAAAGCCUGGAGCAAGAGUAUAAGAGAGAAGAAGACUGGUGUGGUGGUGCUGAUAAACUGGGCCCGAACAGUGACUCAGACCACGUCACUCCCAUGGUCAGCAAACAUCUGGAGCAGAAAGAGGCCUUCCUUAAGGCCUGUACAUUAGCCAGGCGUAAUGCUGAUGUCUUCUUGAAGUACCUGCACAGGAACAGUGUCAACAUGCCCGGCAUGUUGUCCCAUGUCAAAGCUCCAGAGACUCAGGUUAAGAAUAUCUUGAAUGAGUUGCUGCAGAGAGAGAACAGAGUGCUCCACUUCUGGACAAUGAGGAAGCGGAGGCUGGACCAGUGCCAGCAAUAUGUGGUAUUUGAACGCAGCGCCAAACAGGCCUUGGAGUGGAUCCAUGACACUGGAGAGUUCUACCUGUCCACACACACAUCCACAGGCUCCAGCAUUCACCACACACAGGAGCUGUUAAAAGAGCACGAAGACUUCCAGAUCACAGCAAAGCAAACCAAAGAGCGGGUAAAGCUGUUGAUCCAGCUGGCGGAUGGUUUUUGUGACAAGGGCCACGCCCAUGCCCUGGAGAUAAAGAAAUGGGUGUCCUCUGUGGACAAGCGCUACAGGGACUUCUCUCUCCGCAUGGACAAAUACCGAACCUGCCUGGAAACAGCGCUCGGCAUUUCUUCAGACUCCAACAAGGCUAGUAAAGAGCUGCAGCUGGACAUCAUCCCAGCCAGUGCCCCAGGGUUAGAGGUCAAGUUGAGGGAUGCUGCCCAUGAGCUCAACGAGGAAAAGAGGAAGUCAGCACGAAGGAAAGAAUUUAUAAUGGCUGAGCUGAUACAAACAGAGAAAGCCUACGUCAGAGACCUACGGGAGUGUAUGGAUACGUACCUGUGGGAGAUGACCAGCGGUGUGGAGGAGAUUCCUCCUGGUAUUGUCAACAAGGAACACAUCAUCUUUGGGAACAUGCAGGAUCUCUACGAGUUUCAUCACAAUAUCUUCCUGAAGGAGCUGGAGAAGUAUGAGCAGCUCCCAGAGGAUGUCGGCCAUUGUUUUGUGACUUGGGCUGAUAAGUUCCAAAUGUAUGUGAACUACUGUAAGAACAAGCCAGACUCCACUCAGCUCAUCCUGGAACAUGCUGGACCCUACUUUGAUGAAAUCCAGCAAAGACAUCGCCUUGCCAACUCUAUCUCCUCUUACCUGAUCAAACCAGUCCAGAGAAUCACUAAAUACCAGCUCCUUCUCAAGGAGUUGUUGACAUGCUGUGAGGAGGGUAAAGGUGAGAUCAAGGACGGUCUUGAGGUGAUGCUCAGUGUCCCCAAGAGAGCCAAUGACGCCAUGCACCUCUCUAUGCUUGAUGGGUUUGAUGGGAACAUUGACUCACAGGGAGAGUUGAUACUACAGGAGUCCUUCCAGGUAUGGGAUCCCAAGACUCUGAUCCGGAAGGGUCGCGACCGACACCUCUUCCUCUUCGAGAUGUCCCUUGUUUUCAGCAAGGAAGUCAAAGACUCCAACGGGCGCAGCAAGUACCUGUACAAGAGCAAGCUCUUUACAUCAGAGCUUGGAGUGACAGAACAUGUGGAGGGAGAUCCUUGUAAGUUUGCCCUGUGGGUGGGCAGGACCCCGACUUCAGACAACAAGAUCGUCCUCAAGGCUUCAAGUAUUGAGAACAAGCAGGACUGGAUCAAACACAUUCGGGAGGUCAUCCAGGAGCGAACUGUCCACUUGCGUGGAGCACUGAAGGAGCCUAUCCACAUCCCAAAAGCCACCACAACCAAACAUAAGGGCAGACGGGACGGAGAGGAGCUGGACAGCCAGGGAGAUGCCAGCAGUCAACCCGAUACCAUCUCCAUCGCCUCACGUACAUCCCAGAACACACUGGACAGUGAUAAGCUGUCCGGUGGCUGUGAGUUAACAGUGGUGAUCCAUGACUUCGUGGCCAGUAACGGGAGCAGCAGUGGGGAGCUGACCGUGCGCCGAGGCCAGACUGUGGAGGUUCUGGAGCGACUCCAUGACAAGCCCGACUGGUGCCUGGUGCGGACCACAGACCGCUCUCCAGCCCAGGAGGGCAUCGUACCCUGCUCCAUGCUCUGUAUCGCUCACUCCAGGUCUUCCAUGGAGAUGGAGGGGCUCUUCAACCAUAAAGGAGUGAUGAAAAUGGGCUUCUCACUGCAGGGGUUGCUGUGGUCAAAAAAAGGAUGUUGCUGAGCAGAAGGAAGACAAGAAAGAGAAAAAAUGUCUAUACUUUGUCAGCUUU